Daucus carota subsp. sativus is the source of this 741-nucleotide messenger RNA. RefSeq lists its product as uncharacterized. The record is from RefSeq and is a predicted model, not a curated record. The transcript has a single exon. Lineage: Eukaryota; Viridiplantae; Streptophyta; Magnoliopsida; Apiales; Apiaceae. Bases 1 to 741 code for a protein of 246 amino acids.
AUGACAUACCUAGGCCACCAGAUUAAUUCUUCUCCUAGAAGGAGAGUGUUCUGGGGCCCUCUAGUCAAGCGAGUACGUUUGAAACUAAGCCUCUGGAAAGAACAAAUGCUUAAUAAGUCUGGGAGGACGGUGCUUAUCAAAUCAACUAUCAACAGCCUUCCACUUUACUGGAUGAAUUUGGCAAAAAUUCCAAGAGGUGUGAUUAGAGAAAUUGAUCUUGUUCGAAGACGGUUCUUUUGGAAGGAGAAUGCUUCUGGAACCUCACAAAUUAAGAAGAUGCAUUCUAUUAAUUGGAGGGUAAUCUGUCAACCAAAGGAAUUGGGUGGUCUUGCAUUGCAUUCUAUUCAUGAUCGAAAUGUUCUUCUGCUCUCAAAAUGGUUGUGGAAGCUUAAAAAGGACCGUACAAGCUUAUACUCACGAGUCUUGGUUGGCAAGUAUGGUGAAGAGCUGAUCGACAGUAUCUACUCUGGUACAUUUAACGGUCGGUUAAAUUCAUUAUCUGAUUUUAUUAGGGAUCUAGCAAAAAUCCCAGGAGAAUUCAGAGAUGGCACAUGGGACCAUGCUAAUUUUAAGUGGCAAGUACAAAAUGGAAACACAAUCCGUUUCUGGACAGAUUGGUGGAUUGGCUCGGAGUCCUUGAGCGCAAAAUUCCCAGAGUUAUUUGGAAUAUCAAAGUUUAGGUACAUCUCAGUAAAGGAGAUGUCUGCUAAGUGGAACCAGGCAGAUUUUGAUUCUUACUGA